AUGGUUAGUGAGGCCUUGGCGACACAACCACGAAAGCUACACCCUUUCUUCGUUACCCCAAAAGCUGCUCCCGUCACCCAACCCACUGCAGAGAGCUCCGCACAAGAUGCUCAGGAAGGAAGCGCUCGACACGAGCCCGCCACUCAAGAUCGGCCCCAUGCCGCCUGUACCACGGACGAGCUAGGACCGGCCGCCAAGCGAAGGAAGACGAGCACCGGAGAAAGAGAUGAGUCCCCAGAACCGGUUGGGAAGAAGCGACGUGGAAGGCCGAGGAAAGCAGAUCUUCAGCCGUCUGGGCAGGCAAUCACAGAUCACUUGAUCAACAGUGUCCCAGCGACCUUGACGGAAGGUUCCGGAACCAGUAAGGGCGCUUCGCUCUCGCCAGGAGAUGAUGCCGCCACUGCCAUGACUCCUUUAAAUCCUACUCCGGCUUCGACUUUGAACUUGGACCAACAGUCUCAGGCUGAUGACAGCGUUGAGAAGUCAUUUCCAACCCCGGGCCUAGGACCUCAAAAGAUUUUGAAAUUGAAUCUCAAAACCGGGACGAUAGGAUCGCCCCCAAAACUUCGUCCCGACCAGAAAACCCUUAAAAUCUCGUCAAAGUCGCGAGUAAGGGUCAAAGAGAGGCCCUCGCUCAUCGCGGUAGUUCAAUACGGUCAGGACGGUGUGUCUCGACGUCGCAUCGGUGCAAAGAUCGAGAUGAUCUUGAGCGGUCAGACCAACGGGUCGCCCGCCGUCCUCACCCCUAAUAUUGCCGAAUCUGAGCCCUCCGGCCAGACCAACGCCCCCAACCCCCCCGGAAACCUGUCCAAGGAGACGCACCCGUUCUUCUUGGCCAAAGGAAAGACGCAAAAGUCUGCCGCGGAAGAAGAUGUGGGUUUAUCCACACAAGACACCAAAGUGAAGCCGGCAUUGUCGACAGAGUCUAGAACGUUCACCUCGACGCCUUGCAGUCCAAAAAGGCGCAAAGCCCCAAUGUACCCCUCGAAGAUGCCACAGUUCGGUAUAAGACAUUCAGGCUUGAAAGUUCCCGGGUCUAGGUUGCCGGCAUGGCCCUGGCAAGGCACGGUCCACGUUGGAGCGCGUGAGGCGCCCUUGCAAUCUCUGCGAGAACUUCCUCUGGCAGCACGCAAGUCGAAAGGUAAUGCAAUCCGCGUCUCUUCCCACGAGUCAAUCAUGACUUUGGCAAGAAGUAGACUUGGGAUCGGCCACAUCCUCGCCUCCCUGAAAAGCACUCACUCGAAUGAUUUCGUACCCCCGCCUCCUGAACUACGACUACCGCACAAACAUUUCGAAAGCGGGCCCCAGCUGCAGAAGCGCAUAGCUUCCGAGAUACCAUUACGCCGUCCCUCUGUUCAAAGACUGUACGACUUGGUCGGCACCAGCCUCUCAGCUGCUGAUCGCUCAGAGUGCGAGAGCUAUAGUUGGAACCAGAAAUAUGCACCUGUCUGCGCUUCUGAAGUCAUGCAAUUAGGCAGAGAAGCAUAUCUACUGAGGGACUGGCUGCAAGCACUGACAGUUCAGUCUGUGGAUACGGGCCAGGGUGUCAACCCGCCAUCAGGGGGCGGCAAGUCGGGCAAGGGCGAGAAGCGGCCCAGGAAGAAGCGGAAGAGCAACAAACUCGAUGGGUUUGUGGUCUCGAGUGAUGAAGAAGAGGACGAACUGGUGGAAGUCUCUGAUUCCGAACUCGACUGGAGUCCGAGUGGGCGUUACGGGCUGACGAAGAAGACGGUGAUUCGCACGUCCAAGGGAUCGAGAGACUCUACGCGUUUGACAAAUGCUGUUGUCAUGAGUGGACCUCACGGUUGUGGGAAAACUGCAGCAGUUUACGCGGUUGCCAAAGAACUGGGGUUUGAGGUGUUUGAGAUCAAUCCUAGCAGCCGUAGAAGCGGCAAGGAUGUGCUCGAGAGGAUCGGGGACAUGACUAGAAACCACCUGGUGCAGCACCAUCAAUCUGUCAAGCCGGUUCAAGAACCUUCGGCGGUAGACGAAGAGGAUAUGGCCAGGGACAUCCACUCGGGCCGGCAAGCUACCAUGAACGCCUUCUUCAAGGCAAAGUCUGCGCCGUCGAAGAAGAAAGCCUCCAAAUCAGAAAUGGCUGCCGCCCAGCCAAGCGAACAGAAGAAGCCGCCCGCGCCUCACCAGAAACAGUCACUGAUUCUGCUGGAGGAGGUCGAUGUCCUCUACGAGGAGGACAGGCAGUUUUGGCAGACUGUCGUAGGUCUCAUUGUGCAAUCCAAGCGUCCAGUCAUCAUGACCUGCAACGAUGAAACUUUGAUCCCCCUCCAGACCUUGAAUCUGCACGGCAUCCUUCGAUUCACCGCGCCACCAACAGAAAUGGCAGUCGAUUGCCUCCUUAUGAUCGCGGCGUGCGAAGGGCACGCGCUACGUCGCGAAGUUGUUCGAUCUCUCUACGAUUCGCGCCAGCAUGACCUCCGUGCCUCCCUGACCGAACUCAAUUAUUGGUGUCAGCUUGGUGUUGGCGACCGCCGGGGUGGGUUUGAAUGGUUCUUUCUGCGGUGGCCAAAAGGAGUAGAUCUCGAUGAUGACGGUCAUGUAAUCCGUGUCAUCAGUGAAGACACCUAUCAAAAAGGCAUGGGCUGGGUGGGGCAUGAUUGCACGUUUGGUGAUGGCAUUGUAAGGACCGCUGAAGAAGAACUCCUUGAGCAAACUCGGGAUGCCUGGCAACUCGAUGUGAGCCUUGGGCAAGAUGUCGAGGCAUUGCAAUGCUGGUCGAGCAAGAUCCGUGAUAGGGUGGUCAGUCGCGCGGAUCGAGCCGCCUGUCUGAAGGCAUAUGACGACUUUGCAGAUGCGAUGAGCGUGUCAGAUGUCUCAUCGGCCGAUGUCUUUUUGCAGACUAUUGAUUCGACUGCCCCUGAGCUGUCCGACAAGACGCGCGACGACUACAUCAUCGGUCUGCAGCUAUUGGAAAGCUCCCCCAGGUACACUCAUAACUCGAUGAAGAGCGCAAUUGCGACAUGCCUUCAGGCUUUAGCCCGACAGACUCUGUUGGAAGCGACGAGGUCGUUCGCAGGGUCUGGCCCCAGCCACCUGGCUGCCCUGGAUGAACCUCAUCUCGUCAACAAUAUCCAUACAAAGCUUGCAGAGUCGAUCGCCAGCCCGGACACGAGCAUAAGCCGCAUCGAUAUGUCCCUCGCCUUCGACCCUAUUGCAGCAGUGGACCCCUCUCAGCCGACAGCUCAUUUGGACCCGUCUAUCUUUGACCGCACGAUGGAGAUUAUCACAGUGGAUGCUGCACCCUACGUGCGAAGCAUCGUUGCUUAUGACUCCCACUUACUGGAGCAGAGACUGAAGCUUAGCAAUCUUCUCAGUCAAGGCGGAGGCGGCAACAAACGGAUGAGAAAGACGAGGGCUGCUUACUCGGCCCUCGAAGGCGGCUCGAGGAGCACCACCAGGGCGGAGAGGUGGUUCAAAGCGGACUUGAAUACUGUGCUUGUCCUGAAGACUGGCGGGAAUAACUGGAGUACGAUCCGCCGCGAGAGCAAUCCCGAGGCAGGAGAAGAGGCCAAGACAGCAGGGCAAGCAGCUGGAGCGACCGACGAUGAUGCACCAGACCUGGGCCCUGGAACAGACGUGGAGGAUGAGGUGGAAUGA
Molecule: messenger RNA, 3615 nt
Organism: Thyridium curvatum
Lineage: Eukaryota; Fungi; Ascomycota; Sordariomycetes; Thyridiales; Thyridiaceae
Exons: 1
Coding region: 1-3615 (1204 amino acids)
Cellular component (GO): nucleus
Molecular function (GO): ATP hydrolysis activity; DNA binding; ATP binding
Source: RefSeq, a predicted model, not a curated record